CCCCAUGAUGGAUGCUGGAAAAACAAUACGUCUACUUGGCAAGUUACAGUGGGGAAAACUAGGAAAAUAUUAAAUCACAUGAGAUUUCAUGUAAUCAUGAAUGCUUCUGGGAUGACAGUUCAAACUAAUGUACUGCAUUUUCUGUUUUCCAGGUAAACAGUUGAAAAAAAUACCAUCACAACUGAGGAAAUUUUCACUUCAUAUAUUUCUUUCAUUGGCAUACACGUGGUGCUUCAGAUUAGGAAACCAUGAGCUGGUUUUCUCAAAUUCUGGAAAACUGGAUCAGUUUUUCUUAUUUGGAAGAAUAUUGGACCUCAGUGGUUCACCCUUUGUGGUUACUUAAGCUUCUGAUUUUAAUUUAUUCACCAUUCAUAUGUACAGUUUUGUCUCUCUGGGCUCUCUCAUUUGUGUUACAUAUUUACAAGAAGAUGAAUAACCAGCAAGAAAGUGAUGUUAGCAAAUUUUGGGAGAAACCAAGGAAAAUUAUUGCUCAAGUUUGUGAUAUAACUGGAAAGAUAUGGUAUGGUUAUGAAGUUAUUGGCAUGGAACAUCUCCGUAAAGGACCAGGGAUUAUUGUUUAUUAUCACUCAGUCAUUGCUAUUGACUAUUCCUUUCUUGUCGCUAAACUUUUUAAGGAGGCACAGAGAGAGUGCUUUUCAGUCAUUCAUAGAGGCGUAUAUCGGCUACCAGGGCUGAAGAUACUUUUUAAUUCCAUCAAUUUGAAAGAUUUCAAUAAAGCUGAAUGUGUGGAAAUUUUGAAGAAAGGCCAUUUACUGGGCACUCCCCCUGGUGGAAGUAGAGAAGCAAACUUCAGUACUGACUACAACAUAAUGUGGGGUAACAGCACAGGUUUCGCUCGGGUAGCUUUGGAGGCAAAAGUGCCCAUCAUCCCUAUGUUUACCAAAAACGCUUGUGAAACAUUCAGGAACAUUGGAAAGUCAAGGUUGACAAGAUGGUUAUAUGAGAAAACAGGACGUAUCUACCUUCCCAUAUAUGGGCCAUUUCCAGUGAAACUGAGGACAUAUAUUGGAGAACCCAUCCCAUAUGAUCCAAAUAUAACAGCUGCAGAGCUGGCUGAAAAAGCAAAGACUGCAAUUGAAAAUCUUCGGGAUAAAUACCAAAAAAGACCAGGAAAUAUCUUAAGAGCGCUUUCAGAACGAUUUGAUAAGCAUUACAAAGUUAACUAGUCCAUAUAAAACAGUUGCAGUGUUUCUGACAAGAUGUCUGUUAUAGGAAGCAUUAAUAAUUAUGUUAUUAAAGCUAAGCUGAUAUAC
This is a messenger RNA of Podarcis raffonei (Aeolian wall lizard), 1274 nucleotides long. Its product is annotated as transmembrane protein 68-like. Bases 249 to 1187 code for a protein of 312 amino acids. Gene Ontology annotation, molecular function: acyltransferase activity. The record is from RefSeq and is a predicted model, not a curated record. NCBI's taxonomy places the organism in Eukaryota, Metazoa, Chordata, Lepidosauria, Squamata, Lacertidae. Gene Ontology annotation, cellular component: membrane. The transcript is spliced from 6 exons.